This is a messenger RNA of Dreissena polymorpha, 660 nucleotides long. Its product is annotated as putative proline-rich protein 21. The record is from RefSeq and is a predicted model, not a curated record. Bases 1 to 660 code for a protein of 219 amino acids. NCBI's taxonomy places the organism in Eukaryota, Metazoa, Mollusca, Bivalvia, Myida, Dreissenidae. The transcript has a single exon.
AUGCUACAGCUGGCCAGAAUAGCUUCAGACAAGCCUGCUCAUUUACACAGUCUGUUACCAACCUGCGCAUUCACCCAGUCUGUUACCAAAUUGCUCAUUCACCCAGUCUGUUACAAGCCAGCUCAUUCACACAGUCUGUUACCAACCUGCUCAUUCACCCAGUCUGCUCAUUCACAGUCUGUUACCAACCUGCUCAUUCACCCAGUCUGUUACCAACCUGCUCAUUCACCCAGUCUGUUACCUGUCUGCUCAUUCAUCCAGUCUGUUACCCACCUGCUCAUUCACCCAGUCUGUUACGAGCCUGCUCAUUUGCCCAGUCUGUUACCAGCCUGCUCAUUCACCCAGUCUGUUACCAGCCUGCUCAUUCACCCAGUCUGUUACCAGCCUCAUCAUUCACCCAGUCUGUUACCAGCCUGCAAAUUCACCCAGUCUGUUACCAGCCUGCAUAUUCACCCAGUCUGUUACCAGCCUGCUCAUUCACCCAGUCUGUUACCAACCUGCUCAUUCACCAAGUCUGUUACCAACCUGCUCAUUCACCCAGUCUGUUACCAGCCUGCACAUUCACCCAGUCUGUUACCAGCCUGCACAUUCACCCAGUCUGCCCAGUCAGCUUAUAAGAUCACAAAACCUUACGUAACUGCAAAGCAUACAUUAAGGUAG